AUGGCAAAAUCAGAGAUUUUGAGCAUUUUCUUUUCACUACUGGUGAUAGCCCAAGAGGGUCGCGGUCAAUCGCUCACUGGUAAGCCGCAAGUUUUGAAGACGGAACAGCGUUAGUCUAAGCUUAAGCUUAGUUACAUCAACAUAGAGUACUGAAUUAGCUGUAAAAGGUGCACGCCCUUUCUCAUAGAAUUUUAUUUCUUCGAUCAACCUUAAUUGCUCCAUUUUUCUUAUAUCUGUCGCAUUUAAGCCACUAUGGAAGAAAAUGUAUGUGUCAUGGUGAGAAUCUUUCCGUCGUUAAGUAAAAGGCUUGGGUUUUCCUUGACUGAAAAUCCGUAGAGGACAACUCAAGGCAGUUGUUGAUUCAUACUUCGAGAUUUUUUUGGAUAUCAGGGAAUUAGCAGUUUUCAAAGGGAUUCUACAUAAAUGUUAGUGUGUAGUUUCUAGGCAGCUAGUUCCGGCCAUAAGUUAUGUAAACUAUAUAUGACUUGGUGUCUUCUAAUUGGACUUUGGGUAAAUUCGCGAUUUUACAUGACUGUCCUUGACUGUUAUGUUUGAUAAAAGCUUAUGGCAUAUCUUCUAUAAAUCCUGUGUGAAGAUAGCAUAUAAAUGAAGUUUAAGGAAGGUGUGAUACAGUUUCAAUUAAAGAAAGUUAAGGGAAUUAGGCCAUCUCACCCAGAAUAUUUUUCAAGUAAACUUUCCAAGUGAAUUUGCCUUUCAAAUGUUGUUCCUUGCAGUGGAUUCACUUGACCCAGAGAAUUAGCAAAUUGUGUCAACAAACUAGUAUUCUUUUAAAGUCAAACUGAUGUUGCAAAACAAAAUAUGAAUAACCACAUUACAGCAUUUUAAUUAAAGCCUGAAAUAUUAUGUGAGAUCUAUGCAGUCAAAAGCUUUAAUGUGCUAUAAUUUUUGUUGUUGACCUUGAAGCUGGAGUUACUAUGUACAUCAAUUUGCCAUAUUUCUAUGCAAAUAAGUUCUUUUUAAGCAGCAAACAUUUUCCAACCUCAUAAUUUUUUGUUACUAUUUAAGUAUUCUAUAUUUUCAUUCCUAUUUUUUGUUUAUAACUAAGUAUAGAUACAGAACAAAAUUAAGAGGUUUUUUCACAUUGACUAUAAAAUUUACAUGGAUUGUUUACACUCUGAACUUGGUUUUUGGAUGAUGAUAAAAAAUUAAUAAAGAACAUGUCAGGUUGAGCAUCGGGUUUUCUACUGAACUUUGCCUUCACUGUUGUGACAUAUGCUGUAAGUCAUUAUUCAGUCCCGAUAAAUUCUUAAUUUAUUACAGAAAUGUCAAAAGACAGUAUAAUGUUUCUGAAUUCUAAAGCUGUUGCAGCUGUAUGUGACCAUUAUCUAGGGGUAUUUUAAUUUUGACUUUAGAACUUUGGACUGGGACUGCAAUUCUUUUGGUUUCUAAAAUAAAAAAAUUAUUUUUAGCAAUACAUUUCAGUAUGUCGAUGAUGACUUUCUUUUAGCCUGUGAGCAAGCUCCACCCGGAGCACUCCGGUGAGCUUGCUAGAUGGCUAUCCUUCUUUCUCUAAUGACACACUGACCCAUUGAUUCUUUCUUCAAAAAUGAAGAUAGUAUUAUUUUUAUUAGCGUGAAAUAAUUUGCAAUAUUUUUCCCUGGUAAGUGAGGUACUAUUUUACUAUCUGCGAUUAAAAUGAUGUUAUUGCAUAACUUUUAGUAUGAUUGCGCAGUGACUCACAGUAUGACUCACAGUAUGCCAGUUUUGCGUUAUAUAUAAUAUUCUUUCAUGUAGAUAUUUGCAGUCAUGAAAAACAGUUUUCAACUGUGUUUCAGUCAAAUCUUUUUUUUAAUUAAAAGAUAGACACAUCUAAGUGAUAUUUUUUACAUUGCAGCUGGAGUUAAUGAAAUUUCUUACAAAGAACAGCAAGGAUGUAUUUAAAGUGUCCAUAUUUUUCUGGGAGGGGUGGGGUGGGGUUUAUGAGGGUACAGUCUCUAACAAAACAAGGAGUCCACAGAUUUUGAAGCUUGCCCAGCAUGUAAGUCUGAGUGUACAAAAAGCUGGACUUUCCAGUCUCCUGAAGGGAAAAGCAUGUCACUAUGGGCCACCAGGGUACAGCCCAGAGUGGACUGUGUGCCUUAGCAUCUCAUUGUUGCAUAGCUGUUGGACACUCAAUGUUAACAGUCACAGCAUUAAAAGUCAGCUGUUUCAUCUGUGUUAGCAUAGCAUUGUUACCGAGGCUACAUUCACGUGGUACCGAACAAAUUUUCUACUGGCUAAAAGAUUUGACCGAACACUUCGUCCGCACGGGACCAUUUAAUAUUUUUGCUAAGUUCACACGGAACUUUGAAGAGGUAGGCAUCUAAAUUUUCAUACAGUUAAGGAGGUUCUGUCAGUGGUGGAUCCAAACCUUCAGAUAAGAGUGGGAGGGGGGGGGGUCAUCUAGACCCUGUUUCAGGCCUUAGUUUGGUCUAAUAAUAAGGGGGGGCCAGCCCUACUGUGCCCCUCCCCUGGUUCCGCCACUGUCUAUGUGAACGGAACACUGAAACACGUGAAUUUUCAACCAGUCAAAAAUUCGUCCGGUACCUUGUAAACAAAGCCUGAUUGCCUGAUGACUCAUAUGCCUUGUUAGCUGCCUAGAUUAUGGCUGAAAGAUCUGUUAACUGCCUAAUUAGUAAUUAAUAAUUAUUACCGUCUAGCUGAGUGUGACAUGGCUGUGUGCAUGUAUUAAUUAAUUAUUAUUAUUGCAGUGCCAGUAUGGUUUCCCCUACUAUAAUAAUUUUACUUCAAUCUUAUUCUGACUUUUUUAUCAAUCUGUUUGUGCCAGAAAAUGAGAAGUUGAAUUUCGAUGCUGUCACCAAAAUACACUCUCACCUGGAUGAUGACAGGAAUGGUAAAGUUGAUUUGACUGAGUCAAAUGAGGUUAGUGUACGCUAAAUGUUGAGGUUGUUGCUUAUUGUAACUAAGCUAUCUCUGAUACUUUCCUUUAACCUUCCUGAAAGUAAGGGUGGAGUAGGUAGAUGAAUCUCUGAUGAAAUAAGUGAAGAAUUACACUAUUAUUUGCUUUUGUCAUAAUUGUAGAUUGUAUUUAUGUAUUCUAUUCAUGUCAGUUAUUGGUGAUUACCCUAAAUCUUUAUUCACGUCAAGGAGCAUUAUAUUACAGUUCCCAUUGUAAAAAUUGUGCUCACUAACAAUCUCCUCAGUAAAGUCCUAAUUCUCAAAGGUUUUGUAACAUGUUUCAUUUUGUUUUAACCACAUUUUAAAGUUUAUGCGUGAUGAGUUAGAAGUCACAGACAAGGAGCGGCAUUCACACUUCCAUGGGAAUGAUGACCUAAUCUCUGUUGAGGAGAUGUGGCAAAGCUGGGUACAAAGUGAAGGUAAGAAUCAUGUUAUGAGUAAGAAGCAGCUGUUCCCAUUACUAAACACCAAACAAUAAUUAAAUUAUUGUUAUUUUAGGGAUCCUCUUCUUCAUUUCCAGGCUCCUCUUAAUCCUGCAUUAUUAUAGCCAUGCCUUUGUUUAUGUCCAGUUGGUUGGAACGAUCCUGUUGUGAUCAGAUCAGUCAAUUUGCCAUCAGGAGGAAGCAUGGCCAAGUGGUUAGAGAAUAGCCCAUUUUACAGUUGCGGGUGAAAACGAGGCUGGAGUUGACCUUGUUUUGAUACAGCCCUUCCUGCUUUAUUAUGUAAAUCAUGUAUUUCUUAUGCUAACUAGUAUUUUUCAAGCAAAAUUUACAUUAUAAAAGGAAUGAGGUUUGUAUCAAAACAAGGUCAACCUCAGCCUCACCUUCUCUCAAAGGCUAGGGCACCAAGCCCACAGCUGUAAAAUGGCCUAUUCAGAGUCCCCAAGUCCCGAGAUCAAAUCCUUGGCCAUGCCAAAAUGUUCGUUUUGUGGGACUAAUUAGUCUGUUAUUAAUAUUGCUCAGUCACAUUCUACUAUAUAUUUGACCACACUGGUUAUUUAUUGUUUUUGUCUGUUGAGAAUAACCAGUUAAAAUCAAAACAAUGCUAUUAUUGUUUUGGUUUACGUUAAUUUACAAGCUGUUUCAAAUGCAACUAGACUACUGUCUUUCAAUCAUCUAACUUGAUGCACGGUUUGCAAAUUUUAUUGAUGAGUGGAGUCACUGUGACUUCUGCUUCACAAAUUUUGGAGUCAUUUUGGAAUACUUGGAGUCAAGUAUCACAAUAAAAAAAGCCAUUUUUAGACUUUCCAGCACGUGGUCCUGGCAUGUAUACACUAUCGUGAGGGAUACACUAAGUAGCUGUGGCGGUCCGCUGACCUGGAAAGCUCAAAUCCAUGAUGGCGGUCAUCGAGUAAACUUUGAUCGCACUUUACGGCCCUCUUCCUGUUUUUGUCGUGCAGUAUAAUUCUUUAAUUUUGAUGAUUUAAUUAAGGUUAACAACGUUUACAAUUAACGUAAAUUGUGUUUGUUGCGAAAAAGGUAAGGACAAAACUGUGUUAGUUACCGAAAAUUUCUGGAGUCGAAGUGGCUCCCUGUUUGUUACCGAAAAUUUCUCGAGUCGAAGUGACUCCCUCUGUAACCUCUAUGGAGUCAUCUGAACAAUUUUGGCGUAAAAUACGCCAAAUUUGGCGUAUUUGCGAACCCUGUUGAUGUCAUGUGUUUAUUGCAGUUCAUAAUUGGACAACUUUGGAGGUUGUUGACUGGCUCAGAAACUCUGUGCAUCUUCCAAAAUAUGCUGAAGUCUUUACGGACCUGUCUAUCAAUGGAUCAGUCAUUCCACGGUAAAAGGAUUUUUUUUACUACGCAGUGCUUUUAGAAAAACUGUGGUGUUGUGAGCUCAAAAAUGGUUAUCUAAGGGCAAAUUCGAAAGAAAGUCUCAUUUGGUUCCUUGAAGUGCUGCUUGCCCUUUCAAUGAAACAUGGUCAAAGAGAGAUGGUGCACUCUCUUAAUAUAUGCUUCCUACAAACUAGCUACUGUUAAUAAUUUAAACAAGUAAAAUUGUAUUCCUCGUAUUCCUCAUUGCAAUUAACUUUUCAGCAAUGGGUGGUUAAACUUAAUUUUGUAGACGUGUUGUAGGCAUACCAGUCGCAUGAUUUACUUGGCGAGAAAUAUUUUCCAAUUAAAUAUCAGUAUGUUCUGCAACCCAUCCUUGUGUCAACCGACAUGGUAGUACUUCAAGUAUCAAAGAAAUUAUUAGAAUUUUUCUGUGAAAUUUCAGCUUGAUUCAAGCACACGUGUGUAAGAUGACAUUGUCACAGCUGCUUGGAUAAAAUAACAGUGUUUAUAUUUUCAUACCAUCUUAGUUAAAUCCAAACAAUAAAGGUUUAUAACAGGUAGAUCAGGGUGCAAAGAAAAUCAUUUUUACAGCUUUCCAUUCAGGCAAGCUGAAGCUAACAUUUACUAGCCCAGACGUCAUUUCAACUAACCCCAAAAACUUUUUGACUAGCAGAAUUGAUUCUUCUGUUCUUCAAAUUCCUCAAAAAAGAUCAGUUGCCAGUCGGGCAAGUUAAAAACAGAAUUCACUAGCCCGAUAGCAAAAUCCACUAGCCCCGGGCUAUCGGACACUACUUUCUUUGUACGCUGUAGAUGAAGGUGUAGGAUUAUGUGGCCAUAAUCAUCCAAAUACGCUAAAAGUAAAUUAUUUAUUCUAAUUAUUGAUGAAAAUUUUUAAUAAAAUUUAUUGAAAAUUUUCGUCGUUAAGUUAAAAAAAUUAAGCGUUAUUAAUUUACACUUCUGAAUAACAGGACUUUUGACAUUUUAUUUCUGCAUUUUUAAGCUGACUGAAAAUUUUAUGGCUUAAUGUUAGGUGCUUCUAAAUUGGUGCAAAUUAAAUCCUCUCUUAUUGUUUUAUAUUAUUAUACAUUGUUUGUCCUUUUGUUAAAGUAACACAACUGUUGUGCAGUUGGUCGAGAGGAAACCAUAUAAAUAUGUUUCAUGUUUAUUGAUUAGAGCAACUGUGUACUACAGGUGGUUGCAUUGUUAGUGAAAUGAAUCUGGAUUGAACUCUCAAUUCUCGUUAUUCAUGAACACUUUGUCAAUCACAUUAGGUUUUAAGAAUUCAUCUUUAAAUCUCCAGCAACAAAGUAUUCUUGCCUUCAAUGAACUGUAUUCAUUUUUUCCAAAUACUUGUUUGUUGUGGAUGAGAACUUUGUUGCACACUAAGUUAUUUGUGUGCUGUGGAUUGUGAUACAUUUUGUUUUUUUUUUUCUAAUCCUUGCAUGCAAUUUUUUCCUAUUUUUGCAUAGUAUAAAUUAGCUACAAUUUCACACAUGGUGUAGCUUUAUUCCUUAUUUGGGAUAGUUUAGGCUUCUGUGUUUUGUCAUAAAUUUAACCAAGCUAUUUAAUGCUCAUUUGUGAUGAACAGGCUGGCUCUUCAGGAGAAUGGCUUGCUGCAAGACGAACUGGGGAUAAAGGAUCCAAAACAUCGCAAGAAGAUCAGCUUACGUGCCAUGGACAUUGUCCUUUUUGGCCCUCCAUUUGGUAAGUCAUGAUCUGUUUCUUUUUGAUAUUUGGUAUAAAAACCCAGUCAAGAAAACUAAAAGCAAUAAUUAUUGCUGUUGUACAUGUACAUGUACUUUGUAAAAUAGUAUGGAAAAAGAGUAAAGGUUAUUUUGCUUCAUAAAACUAAUUUACAAGCCUUGAGCUAAGUUUAUCCCUCAUGUUCUUACUCUAAGUUUCAGCAGCAAAAUAUUAUAAUAUUAUCAGUCCUUGUAGAAAGUAAAUUCUGCUACAAUUUGCUAAAGAAAUGGUUUGAACAUCAAGGUUACAGCAGAUCUUUAGAGGUGUCUCAUGGGUGUGGUUAUAUUUUGUGAUUCUUUAAUUUCUACAAUGUUCUUAUCUUGCAAAUUUAUGUUAUUGGUCAUGAAUUUUAUUAUUUUCAACUUGAAAUAUAAUUUUGCAGGAACAUUUUUACUGCUUUUCCUCUAGUGUGCCUUUUGUUUGACAUUUUCUAUAAUUUAGUAAUUAUUCUGUUGCAGUAAGGUAUCUGGAAACAGCCCAAUUUGCAUGUAUUUUCCUAAUUUCAAUAUUAAUGUUAUGUAUUCAACAUUCAACAGGUGGUAGUUCAUCCUUAUAAUAUGGUGUUAUGCAUGCUUUCAAAUCUAUAAGGCUUACAGUCUAGAUAAAAUAAUAUUCUACAUGUUUAGUACACAAAUUUUUAGCUUAAUGUUCAUCUUUUACCAACAAUGUCCCAAAUAAUUACUUACAGUAUCACUGCAAUAGUAUUAUUACAACCUGUGCCUGAAUAUCUGUAUUCUUGGCCUGAGUUAUUGAUGGGUUUAUGACAUGUUGAUCAAGAUAAUGCUGUACAGAAACUGUAAACUGCAAAGUCCACAUAAAAAGAUUAUUAUGGUUGAAACAAAGGUAAAGCCAAGUUUUAUGUAAAGUUUCUUGACUAGGUAUAGGAACAUGUAACAGGUAGUGAUGUUAGGGACAAGGAAGGCUCAAGAUUAAUCAGGACAUUCUGAUCAAACGUGAGAAUAUAAUCACUGACUAGACUACCAAACCUUUAUACCAAAAAAAUAAAUUAAUGCACUUACAUUGACAUAAUAUUUUUCAUUUUUUAUUUUUAUUGCCAGUGUCAGGACACAGUCUUCUGAAGGAUGUUGUCGUGGCAUUUUCUGUGCUAGUUGCAACUGUUGGUUGCUGGGUCGCUGUGUUGCAGAAACGCAAAGCAAAAGAACAAAUGGAACGAAUGAUGAAGGACAUGAAAAUCCUGCAACAAGCUGAGGAUGGUCUUCAAGAGCUGCAGCUAAGGUACCAUUAGUUUUAACUUUUACCACCGAGAACAAUUAUUUUUGAUCAUUAUCAAGUCUAGGAUUUUUAUUUUUCAUAUGGAUUUUUUAAGGUAUUGUAAAGCCAGGGUUGUCAGAAAGUUUUGAAGUAGAUGGCUGAGUUGUCAAAGUAAGCGGCUAGUCCAGGGAUAUUUUAUUUAAUAAAUCCCAUCUGUAAAGAAAUGCUAAGCAGAGUAGCUGGGCGAUACCAACCAAAUAGGCGGCGAUUUUCGCCGGCAGUCAGCUACUUUUGACAACCCUGUAAAGCAUUUAGUGCUGAAAAGUAUAAGCACUAUAUAUCACACAUUUUGUUAUGAUGAUGAUUAUUUAUUUAAGUACAACACUGGUGAUGGUAGAUUGUCAAAUCCCUGGUAAUGAUGUGGUUUAUUAUAACGAGUUAUUAUUUUUGAUUCUCUAGACUAGCUAAAGCUGAGGAUGAUCAUCAGGUGGCCAUUGCAGAAAAAGUUGAUUUAGAGGCAAGGUUAAAAGAAGAGCUUGAGAUGACAAAGGUAUUCUGUUGUUUCCUUUUAUAUAACUUGUUUAUUCUCUGGCUCAAAUAAUUCUCAGUUCUUAAACCAGUAAAUGCUUUUGCACUAAAACUCACCUGAGGACCCCUCAAGAAUACCUGUUGUGCUGGGUAGUUCAUCUAGUACAUUAGUAACUGCACUGUGGUAGUGGCCAACCCAAAAGCUUUGCUCCUUUGGCCACUACACACUUUUCCAGUGAAUAUUUAUUGUAACAUGUAUACUAGCUCUGAUUUUCUUCUUUUUUAGUUCGUAUUAUUAUUGUAUUUAGGUACUUUUUUGAAUAAGUGAAUAAACUGAACUUGAACUUGAAGUGUGGUGACAAUAUAAAUUGGCCUCUUGUAACAUUAUGUUUAGCUGUUAUGUACUUUUUUAUCAAUAUUAAUUCUGAAAUAAAACAUUUUUUGUUGCCUCCUCAUACAAAGCAUGAAGCACAGCUGUUAUCAGAAACUCGCACAGGAACGGAAGAGCAGUUACAAAAGUUCAAGCUUGCAGAGGAGGAACUAGCUCAGGUAAAAGUCUCUGCUGGGUUGUGAUAUUGAGCAUGUUUUUGGUAAGAGUUUCAGUAACUUUUGAAGAAGGUGACAGUAUCGUAAGUUUUCAAGUAAUGAUUGAUGCAAACUAGGCAGCAACACAACAGAAAUAUGCCUAUAGCCAGUAAGGUGUUAGGGGGUUGCCAUGUCAUUAUUAUUGAAAGCCCCAUUGGGCUGAUAUUACAGGGCUUGAAGCAAAUUUAAAUUUCAUCCCGUGCUCAAAUUUUUCUUGGCCAGGGACAUUACAUCCUUGUCUAAGUUUAUGAUCUAAAUACACGAUGACUUGCUGCGACCUUUUCCCAUGGGGUUAGUAAGUAUGUAAAUUACUUGCUGAACAGAAAAUCUACCUGCACUUGUCCCAGACAACUGGACCAGAAUUUUUGCAAGAACUGUGUUUCUAAACUUUAUUUUAUGUUACGUCACUGGUUUAGGUUCGUCGAGCUUUGAGGAAAGCUGAAAAAGAACUUGAAUACCAGACGUGGAAGGCUCCACCUGCUUUGAAACAGUGGCUUCAAAUAACAUUUGAUAAAGAAACCAAACACUUCCAACAUAAGAGAGCCAUAGCACUGAAGCAGAUGAAGGAAGCUAAAGAAGCAGUAAGUGGAGAUGUAAAUCCGUCUGUUGAGAAAUUAUUGAGCUAUAGUUUGUUUCUUGAUCUUCACCAAACAUCAAAAAUUUAAGUAGCAUUUUUUUCAAUUUAAUUUAUUUUGUUGAUGCUUUCUGAUGGCUACACUGGUUUAAGUAAUAUAAUACUAAGAACAGAGAGAGCUCAAGCACUCAUGACAAUGAAGGCGACAACAACAAAAAAUAUUGGUUUAAUGAGCAAAACAACAGCUCUGAACAUGCAUCAAACUUUUUGGUACAUUUUGGUGAUAUCCACGUGGUGCUACAACAUAAAACUUCUGAUUACAAUUUGAACAUGGAUACUUGAGAAUUCAACACACUAGGGAAAAAUUGCCUACAUUUUACAAAUUGAAGGAGGUUAAAUAAUGAAAGAAUGCACUCCAAACAUUCACUGCUGUCAUAACCAUUUAUAAUAGUAAUAAUAAUAAUGAUAAUGAUGAUGAUGAUGAUGGUGAUGAUAAAUUUUGGGAAAGAAAAAGAUAUUUAUUUAUUUAUUUAUAUGUUAUAAUUCACAAAGGUUUCCCAUCACUGUGAAUGUGCAAAUAAUAAUAAUAAUAAUUAUAUAAAACUAUUAAUUUCACUGAAGUAGAAAAAAUAUAUAUUCAGUCAGAGCACUAUUUUCAAGUCAUUUCAUUUCAUAAGCUCCUGUUCAUUUCGAUAGUGGUGAUAAUGAUUAUAAUUAAUAUUAUUAUUAUCAUUUUAAAAGCUCCUUAAUAACAAAUAUAUAGCAGCAGGUGUUCAGUACUAUUUGUACAUACUUCUCAUAAUUAUUUACGUAUGGCACAUUACUUUUUCUAGUGUGAAAGAAUAAAGAAAAAACGCAACAGUUUAAUUGGAUCACUUCGCUUAGCUCAUGAUUUGUCCAUUGAUGAAGUUGAUCAGAAGAUUCUAAGUGCAAGGUAAGUUUUGAUUAUCUGACAUUAUUGAUUGACUGUUAAACCUAAAAUCCUCAUGGGCUUUUACAGGAGCAGCUAAGAGCAAUAUAGUCAUUUAUCGUGGAACAGAUGGCAUGAUGAUGGCAAUCAGUUUUUUUUCAUUUAUUUCGUUACAACAACCCUGAGCAAUAUCUCUAUACUUAAGUAAAAUUAUUUUAUCUGUUUCAUGAAAACGUCAAGUGAGACCAAAAGCUGCAAUUUACACCUCUAGGCGAGAUGACAAGCAUUCCUGUCCAUUUCAUAUGGACUCCUCUCCUCCCAUCAGGGCUAUAAGAAAGCUCAGUGUUACUCGUGACAAUAAAUGAUUGGGGAAUCAUGCAAUCAAUUUUCACCCUUCUUGAUUUUUGCAGAUCAGCUCUUGCUGAGGUCACCAAUGAGCUAGAAGAACGACAGCAGCGAUGGUCUCAGAUAGAAUCCCUUUGUGGAUUCCAGAUUAUGUCGCAAACCUCAUUUGGUAUCGGAAAAGGCAAUGGGACGCGGCCACGAACUGGAUCUGCCAUUGCACAAGCACUUGUUAAUGUUGCCAACGUGGCUGGUGUAAGUUCAGGAAGAAAAAUCUCAUCCAGCGCAAGUCCUUGGAGUGCACUGGCUGAGGGCACUAGCCAGGCAGAGAGCAAGGACGAUCUUCCACCUACUUAUUCUGCUGUAACUGCUAACUUAGCUGCGGCUGAUGUGGUCAGUGAGAAGCCACCUAGGGAUAAAAAAAACUCGGCUGACUUAAAGUGUGAUGGUGAUAACUGUAGUGAUGUAGAGGCAGAUGUUGGAAAAACAACUGAGAUUAGAUGUUCUGAUGCAGACAAUGGUCACCCUAGUUAUCAGCUUGGUUCAACAGCUAUGAUAAAUGGCAUUGCAGAGUCAGAAAAUAAAGAUCAUUCUUUAGAACACCUUGUGUCAUCAUGUGGAGUGUCAGUGGAAGAAGAAACUGCACUGAAUGGCAGCAGCUCCUCUGACUAUCCUGCUGGCAAGCACAAAAAGAGACUGAGCUGGUUUGGAAAGCGCCAGGACUCCACCACAGAAAGUGAAUCUUCAGCUGCUGAGAAUGAGGAAGAAACGAGAAGGAAGAUUAGAUGGCUGUGGAGGUCGGCCAUUCGCAAGUCCAAGGCACAGAGAAAUGCAGCAAACAAAGGUGAUGUUGGGUUACUAAAAGCUGCAUCAAUGGAGAAAUUGAAGUCGGGAUAAAUGCCUGUUGGACUCAAGUUAAAGUUAAUUGCAGAACAACUUUUAGUUGUUUCUUCCAGAUGAGGAAGCAUUCAUUCACAGAGCCUCAAGCCAGUUGUCUGGAAUUUGACACAGAUUGUCUCCUAGAGUGGACAGUCAGGAAGGCUCCUUGUUCAUGCAGUUUAGGAGCUCAGUGGUGUGUUUAAGCUUAGUAACUUUAAAAGGUUCAUAUUCUGGUUGUGUUGAUGGUUGACCACUGUUUAUAACACAGUAAAACAAGGAUGCUAGAUCUGGGAAGAGAUGAGAAAAAUUCAGUUAGACAUAAUGCCUGUUUCCUUUGUUGGAAGAAGAUUGUGUACUUAAAUUUUUCUCUUAGAUCAAGUUUAUUCAAAUCAUGUUUUCUUUUCCUGUUUUGAGAUAAGACAUAAACAAGAGAAAGGGAUAUAUUUCUGGUUUUUGUACAUUAAAUUUGCAUAAUAGUGACUUUAAGUUUCAGAGGGUUUUCACUUACAAAAUCUACAGCUAAACAAAAAAGAAAAAAAUGGUUUUAUUUAAUAUAAAAGUUUUAGAAGUGUUAAUAUUAUUGCACUGAAUGUGCUCAGAGACAAAAUAAUAUAAGUUUCAUUCAUCAGUAUUUCUUAUUGGGAGAGAUAUAUUUUUGGUUAACUGUAAUUAGGUUGUUUUAUCACAUUUUAAGUAGUUGUGUAAGUAGGGAACACUGGUGCAUUAAAUUUGGAGGUGGGAAGAGAGGAGGGGUUGUGUACACAUUCCACGGAAAAUUAAAUCACCCUUUGAUUCACGACAAUUUAGAGAAAAUAACUGAGGGUUUAAAAACUCAAUGGGAGGAGCUCCCUGAUUUCUAGAGAAGAGAAUGUCUACUCGUACAAUAACGUGACUGUAUAGCAGGAUCUAGAGAGGGAAGGGGGGUUGAGGUUCUGCCGAGGUCUAAGAAGCCUGCUCAAGUCUUAACCUCUAUGAUAGUAUCAUUUUAGGGCCUUAAGCCACGCAGUGCAAGUUACUUGUGGACUUUAAGAUGCGAAUGUUCUUUUCAUGGCAAUUUAAUUGUUUCCUUCAGUAUUUUGUAAAGAAUAUGUUUAAUGAUUAUGAUUGUUGUUUUCUAGCAUUCAAUACGAUGACUUACAGUAUACCUAAAGGUGUAUAUGGUACGACAAGAAAGCAUGCUUUCAUAUUUAUUUUAACUUGAAUAUUCAUUUUGUUGGGCAAAGUCUUUAUCCAGGGGGUCUCAAUAGUGAUGAAAACUGAUUAAAAUUCCCUCUUGAGAGUUCAAACUUUUCACGAAUGGAGCUAAUAUUUGGUAUGCCGUAGAAAGAAUAUUUAAGAUUCAAAAUAUUUUGUAUUUUGAGGCCCUUGUGGUUAAAACCUGUUUUUGUCUCACAAAGGAUGACAACCAUUUGUCGUGCAAUAUUCAUGUCAUACCAUAAGUAAGUGGUCAUACAACUUCAUUGUACUGAGUGUAUUACAGACUAAUUAACAUUCAUCUUAAGAGUACUGGUGCAUGAGAAUGGUACACUGUAAAUGCUUCACUUCCAUCGGCCAAAAACACUUUGUUUCCCUGUGAGAAAAGGGUUUUUUUUGUUUGUUUGUUUCCCCUUUUUUUAAAUUAUUAUUGUAAACCUCUAGUGCCAUUUAAAACACAAGUCACAAAUCAAUGGUGUUUACUGAUCAUACAUACUCUCUAAGAAAGAACAAAGUAAUGGAAUCACUUAAUUUUCAUUUUUAACGCAACUGUGGUUUGGAUAUGUUUUUUCUGAUUAUUACUUUUGAUUUCUCCAAAGAUUAUUGGAAGAUUCCCUUGAAUUCUCUUGAAAAAAACAAUGUUACUGCAAACUCAGAUGCAAAGCUAACUUCUCAAUAUUUUGAUUGACAAUGGAACAUGUCUCUUAAAUAUUGACAUUACUAUACGCUGAACAGUUUCUUCAGAGAACUGGCUUGUGGUUAGUGCACCAUUUACUUUACACUCUGAGCCCAGAUGACAUAAAGUGAGCCAAAUACAUGAAACAUGGUGACACGAUUAAAAUUUAUAGCUAGAAAACUAUCACAGAAAGCAUUUUUUUUCUUCAUGUGUUGUUACUUCAUCAGUGUAUAAUUUGUAAGGUAAUUUUAUCCACUCAGCGGUCUUCAUGCUUGAUCACACAAAGUUUUCUUCAAAAUUUUUGGGGCACCUAUUGUCAGUUGUUUGUCAUUAAAUACUUGUGUUUUGGUUUGUGAAACAUAUUUAUUUGUGGAUUUCUACGUGGCAAUAAAAUAAGUUGAAGGAGAGGCGGCAGGGUGGGGGGUUAUAAUCAAGCUUUCCAGUUACUUAAGAUAAAUAUUUUUAUGGCAGUAUCUUUAUCGUAAUUUUGUGGUUUGCACCAACAUUUGUGACGUAAUGGUUUUACAAAAAUAAAGACACUGUAAACUUAGUAUUUAUUUCUUGGUAUUAAUAAAGACGAGGAAAGCUGAAAUAGUUCCUGUUGCUG
Messenger RNA from Porites lobata, 13944 nucleotides. The record is from the annotation of a GenBank genome assembly. Lineage: Eukaryota; Metazoa; Cnidaria; Anthozoa; Scleractinia; Poritidae.